CAGGUUUCUUCCUGGUUCUCGAAAUAAAGUGAAAGUAGCGUAAGCGCCUGUUUAGCUGUUUGCUACACUACACCAACGACGCCUUCUUUGUUACUGUUUUCAUAACGCUAACGAAUAGUUUACAUUAUCGUAUUUACUCCGAUAUUAGCACUAAUUCACGACGCGUGUGAUGAAUGGCAUUGGUCAUCAUUUAAUUUCAUGCACAGGCUAUUUUAGUUACAGCAGGCUACUUGAACGCAAUGGUAGGGAUGUCUGAGGUGUUCCCCAAAGUAACCCUAACUGUGGAUGGAGGAACAAUCUUUAAGGGAAGAAAAACACUCCCUUUGGAAGGUUCCUUUGAGGAAGUUGAGAAAACAUUCUACGAGUUGGCGACCCUAAAGAAAACCAAGUCUGUGGAGGCGAAGCGACUUUAUGAGGAUGACUGUUCACCAGCGAAGUCUGUGGAGGUGGACAGUACAGUCAUGAGAUUCAUUAAGGAAAAAUACCCUAAGGAACUGAAGAGAAUUAUGGGGAACGAUGUUGAAAUUACUACAGUGAGAGGAAGGGAAGCACUGACUUGCGUGUCAUUUAAUCCAAAGCAACCGGUUCUUGCCCAGUUUGCGAGACAGAAGUUCAUUACGUUUUAUCAGAAGAUUGCCACUGAGCUUCAGAUGAAGCCUUUUGAUUCGAAGCGAUCUCCUGUGAAGUUGCUUGAAGCUGAGUUUCCAGAGCUGCUGAUUACCACCAAUCCCAAUACAGUGACAGGGGCCUACGUUAGCAUUGAGAGACUGGAGCGAUUUUUAGAAAAUGAUUUUAAAAGCCCCUCAAGAAGUCGUGGGCACGCUGCACAGAAGGCCAGUGUGAAGGACUCUGGUUCUCCAGCAACCCGACAUCCCCAAAAAGAUGAGGAGGAAACAUGUCCGAUUUGUAUGGACACCUUGACAGAGAAGAAAACAUUGCCUCAAUGUAAACAUUCAUUUUGUAAAGACUGUGUGAAGAGAGCAUUUGACAUUAAGCCAGUGUGUCCAGUCUGUGGGGUUUUGUAUGGAGAACUGAAAGGGACCCAGCCUGAAAAGGGCACCAUGAAAGUCACCUACGAAGACAAGUCACACUUGCCAGGAUAUGAAAAAUAUGGGACCAUAGUGAUUGAGUACUACAUUCCAAGUGGAAUACAAGGGGAAGCGCACCCCAACCCAGGGCAGAGGUAUGAGGGAGCGGCCCGCACAGCCUAUCUUCCAAACUCCACAGAGGGCAAAAGGGUGCUGGCACUGCUGCAGCGAGGCUUUGACCAGAGGCUCAUAUUCACCAUCGGCCGCUCAUCGACCUCAGGCAGGAACAAUGUGGUCACCUGGAACGACAUCCACCAUAAGACCUCACGCUACAGUGGCCCCAGCUGCUAUGGUUACCCAGAUCCGGAAUACCUCUCUCGGGUGCAAGAAGAGUUGAAAUUGAAAGGAAUAUAUUAAACACAAAUAACAUGGAGUUAGCAAACUACCAAACAGAGCACUAAACCUGAAUCUGUUGAAAAAAAAAAAAAAAAAAACGUUGGUAUGUAGACUGUCAGGUUCAAUUGAAUGGAUAUACGUACUAUAGAUAUGUAUUGUAUGGAUAUACCGUAGAUACUGUAUUGUAUGGAUAUACCGUAGAUACUGUAUUGUAUGUUUUUAGCAGCAUCAUACUGUUUUGAAUGAUAAAACAAGAAUGUAAUGUUUAAUAUAUCAAUAUGUAAAUAAUUGUACGUGUAACUGAACUUUCAAUGUUAAGUAUAUGAUACACUACUGCACUUUCUUUAUUUUAAGGUUAUCGGUUCCAUUAUGAUAGAAUGUUAAUAUGUUCUAAGACAAAUGUGUUUACUUCCAGUACUUCCAGUGGUUUCUUUAGAACAAAGAUUGUAAUGUGUUGAUCUGAAGAAUUUCCAUGUUUGAACAAUGACAAGAACCAACUGGGUCAAUACGUGCAUUCCCUACUGAUGCCUCAUGCCACCCAGUGAAUCUCUCAGAGCACUGUGUGUUGGUUGCAUGCUUGCUUUCAGACAUCUCAUUUUAAACCGCAGCAGGUUAGACAAAAAGGGAGGACAGAGAUAAAGGCAUUUCUCAAAAUAGAUUUGGACAUUUCAUAUGAUUGAGUCUUCCUUUGUAGUGGGAGUUUAUUUCAAUAAGAAGCUGUGCCUUUGCUGCAGUUCUCUGUGUAAGGACCAUUAAUUAGGUGAUCAAUUCUUCGAGCCCACUCUGUCUGUGUUAAGAAGGCUGUAUAUAUGAAUAAAAAUGUUCAAUUUUCUGAAUGAA
Molecule: messenger RNA, 2264 nt
Organism: Clupea harengus (Atlantic herring)
Lineage: Eukaryota; Metazoa; Chordata; Actinopteri; Clupeiformes; Clupeidae
Product: E3 ubiquitin-protein ligase DTX3L
Biological process (GO): Notch signaling pathway; protein ubiquitination
Source: RefSeq, a predicted model, not a curated record